GGAAAAACGCCGUCGAGAUGAUGCAGUCUUUCGGUGCGCACAAGUAUAUAAGGUCUUCCUACGUACCCAGAGCGCCAACAAGUCUGCCCAUCUCGACUGCUGUCCUCCGCUCAUGAUGGCGUCGCCCAAAGCCUCCACUUAUAGCGAGGACGCGCUUCCGACGUUCACUCCGAUGCCCUGGUCACUGCAAGAGAUACGCGCCAGCAUUCCCUCCCGGCUCUUCCUCCGCAGCACGCUCCUCAGCCUCUACUUCCUUACCCGCGACCUCCUCAUGGCCGCCUGCGCCUGGAAGGCGGCCGCCUUCAUCGAUCCUCUCUUCCAACAUGCCGUCACGAUAGACGCGCUGACGCCCUUCGGCGCCAUGUGUGCGCGCUGGGCCUGCUGGGGCAUCUACUGGUGGUUUCAGGGCCUCAUCUUUACUGGGAUCUGGGUUAUCGGGCACGAGUGCGGCCACGGUGCGUUCUCGGACUACAAGAUGCUGAAUGACGUGGUGGGAUACAUCACCCACACACUACUAUGGACGCCGUACUUCUCGUGGAAGAUCUCGCACCAUCGGCAUCACAGCAAUCACGCAUCCAUGGAGCGGGAUGAGGUGUACGUACCCAAGACGCGCGCGGAGCUGGGCCUGCCGCCCGCGCAUGAAGCGCGCGCCAUCGACUACGAUGAGAUCUUGGGUGACACGCCCUUGUAUACGCUGUUCAUGCUCGUUCGACAACAGUUGGUAGCGUUUCCGGCGUACUUGCUCUUCAACGUUUCUGGACAAAGGACAUAUCCGAAAGGCACCCACCACUUCGAUCCAAACUCCAUCCUCUUCACCCCCGAGCAGCGCACCGCCGUCCUCCUCAGUAACGCCGGGAUCGGGGCAAUGAUUGUCGCGGUCAUCGCCGCCAGCCACGCAUUCUCGUUCGCGGCAGUGGUGAAGUUUUACGGCAUCCCAUGGCUGCUGGUGACGCAUUGGUUCAUCAUGAUCACCUACCUCCACCACACCACGCCCGACCUGCCGCACUACCGCGGCAAGGAGUGGAACUUCCAGCGCGGCGCCGCCGCCACCGUCGAUCGCCCUUUCCUCGGCUGGCAGGGCCGCUUUUUCCUGCACGACGUCGCGCAUUAUCAUGUGGUGCAUCAUUUCUUCCCGAAGAUGCCCUUCUACCACGGUGAGGAGGCGACGAAGUAUCUACGGGCCUUCAUCGGGGAGCAUUACGCGUACUCGGAAAAGCCGAUCUUCGAAGCGCUCUGGGAGAGCUAUAAUCAGUGCCAGUUCGUGGAGGAUGAAGGCUCGAUUCUUUUCUACCGUGACCGCCAGGGCCGUGCGGCGCGCCGGCCUGCUCGGGUGCAAAAGGAUAUAUGAAGCGCUCAGAAGGAUAGAUAGAAUAUACAGUGUAGUAAAUCGUUUAGAGCAGUAUAGAUGGAAGUAGACCCUUCGCACCUUCCUUCUCUCAA
Schizophyllum commune H4-8 is the source of this 1440-nucleotide messenger RNA. RefSeq lists its product as uncharacterized. Gene Ontology annotation, molecular function: oxidoreductase activity. The transcript is spliced from 12 exons. Lineage: Eukaryota; Fungi; Basidiomycota; Agaricomycetes; Agaricales; Schizophyllaceae. The coding region runs from base 116 to 1348 and encodes 410 amino acids. Gene Ontology annotation, biological process: lipid metabolic process. The record is from RefSeq and is a predicted model, not a curated record.